AAAAACACACGUCAACCACUGCAGACCAGCACUGCACGGCGAAAGCAGCAGGCCUAUGAGGAUCCACAGGAAGCUUGUCAGAUACAGACUGCUCACUCUUAAUUAUCUCAGUGGCAGCUGCAGAGACCCGACGAGAUCCGAACGCAAAAUGCGCCAAUUAUCCGCAAGAGACGGAUGUGCGGUCGUGCGUGUUCCGAGCAAUACAUUUGAAUGAAAUCAUAGGUUUUAGAACGCGGUCGCUUAUCUGUUGAUGAUCGUAUUAGUUAGAAGAACGUGUAGUUGUCUUCUCUUUAUAUAAUCUUUUUUUUUUUUGUACCGAGAGUUGGAUGCCUCGUGGACGGGGAUUAUUAUUUUGGCGAGGAGAUCUCUAGUGCUCUCCCUCCUCCCUGCAUCCGUUGCCGUCCUCAACGGCAGGCACGGAGACUCAGACGGCGGAUAUCUGAGUGCAGCAACGCUGUAAACAAACAAGGGGCCGUUUUAAUGAAAUCAAGCGCCGCUGCAUCCCGGUUGAAGCCUUCAGUUAGCAAUGUGCCUGAGAAUCCUCCAGCUGCUCUUCCGUGCUUUUUCUUUUGAGAAUGGGAUCGUAGUGAAACUCUCUGGGAUUUAGAACAACUGCAAGCAUGUUGCAGCCUUCCACCAGAACAGGUGACAGCCUGUUGGAAACAUUACCUCACUGGAGUAAGUCCCAGAGAUGGGCCUUAUUUCUCACCCUCUGUGCGACUCUCCUCUGGCUCCCAGAGGCAGCGGGUUCUACACUAAAUUGCCAUAAGAUGUGCAUCUGCGCCGCGAACAUCGUCAGCUGCUCCAAAAUGAAUCUGACCAUCGUCCCGACUGGUCUACCUCUCUACACUUCUGUGCUGGAUGUCAGCUAUAAUGAGAUAAUCCGACUGCAAUCUGAGUGGACCCCUGUCAAGCUCCCGAAUCUGCAUAACCUCCUGCUUAGUCACAAUGGUCUCCAGUUCCUGUCUUCAGAGGCGUUCACAAAUGUGAAGCACCUGCGCUACUUGGACCUGUCCUCUAAUGAGUUAAAGCAGCUGGAUGAGUUCAUCUUUGAGCCUUUGGUCAACCUAGAAGUCCUCCUGCUGUACAAUAAUAAGAUUUCACAGAUUGACCGCACAGCCUUUGUGAGCAUGAUUAACCUUCAGAAGCUGUACCUUAGCCAGAACCAAAUCUCCCGCUUCCCUGUGGAGCUGGUCAAAGAAAAGACCCGCCUAGAGAAACUCAGCCUCCUGGACGUAUCCACCAACAGGAUCAAGAUUUUGCCCAUUGACGAGCUCCAGGUGUUGCCCGCCUGGAUUAAAAAUGGCCUCUACUUCCACAGUAACCCUCUGCUGUGCCACUGUGACCUUUACACCCUCCUGGUACACUGGUACAUGCGAAAGCUCAAUUCUGCUGUGGACUUUAAAGACGACUACACUUGUGUUUUACCUGGCCCACAAAAAACCCAAGCACGCGUUUUUGACCUCAGCGGUGAUAGUAUGAACUGCAGCACAUUCAAGGAGGCAGAUGAAGAGGCUUUUCUGGAGCAAACACUGAUUCUUAGCUGCGACACCAAACACAGAAAUAUGUUAAAGACCUGGACAUUGCCCAGUAAUGUUCUGGUGACACCUGGGAGCAACCAGACAGCUAAAGUGCUGUCAGAUGGGAGUCUGCAGAUUAGUUCAGUGAGGUCUGAGGACUCUGGGACCUACACUUGCUUUGCCACGAGUGAGAGCUUUAAUGAGACUAUCUACGUAGUGCUCAAGGUUCACAAUUUCACCAUGCAGGGGGCUGGGGAGACCCUGAACACAGCAUACACCACCUUGGUAGGUUGCCUGGCCAGUGUGGUGCUGGUGCUUAUGUAUCUUUACCUGACACCAUGUCGCUGUUUCUGCUGCCCUAACAAGGGUAAAACUCGGGGUGAGGACAGCAUCCACUCCUCAAUGCUGAGUGUGACACCGACCCACGAGGACCCGGCACUCAAGGCCGAACUGAACAGGCAUGUGGCUUUCAUAGACUCCAAGGACUUGCAGGGACAAAAUGGUAAGCUGAACCCCAAUGGGGAUGAGGAUGAUGACGAUGAUGAUCUGGAUGCAGAGGCUGGUUCUCUAAUGAAGGGCAAAAGGAAGAAGUCAGUGGCAGAGUCCAUCAGCUCCGUGUUUUCAGACACUCCCAUGGUGGUCUGAGAUGAGACUGGCAAAGACAGUGGAUGCCACAUGACUGGAUGUAGGUGAUACAACGUGAGCCAUGUUUUAGUUCAUGUGAACUGUGACCUUGUGGGAGAAAACUGCCGAGAAAUGUUCACCUGCGGUCGCUGGCAAGUGAAAGUAGGAUUUCAAAGGGAGUAAAAAUCAAACUGUCUCAUUGUCAAAAAGGACAAUAGGCAGAACUUUUCCAGCAUUUUGAUCUGUAGCACUUAAUAUUCAUACUGUGAAGGAAUAUCAGUGUAGAUGGAAAGGGAAAACUAAGAGUCUUACGAGAGCGAAACGUAGAUGUUCUGUCGUUGACGUCAGCACUCAGGAAGUGAUCAAUAAAACUGAAAAAGUUGGGAAAAUAAAAGGCAUAGACGGAAAUUAGAUGUAAGAAGAAUUUUAGUUCACAAAUAGUAUAUAUACUGAAUCCAUGGGUAGCUCAUAAUUAUAUUUAUUAUUAAGGAUUAGAAUAGCUUGUAUUGUAAGUAAACAUUAGAGCACAGAUUCAUGUACCUCUCCUCUAUCAAGGAGAAAGAGAUUUAGACUGACUGACGUCACUAGGCUAUGAAUACAUUUGACCUUAACCUUGAGUCCUCUAUAGUAAAACAGCACGCCAUAAAACAAUGUUAUCCGAGAUCCCAGCCUGAACUGGAUGAGUAAGAUAAAGAAGGAUACAGAUUUUUCAGAUGUUUAGUCAUUCACUGAGGUAGCACAAACCACCACAGGUCAUAUUCAUCCUACGUCAUACUCCAGCAGCUAUAUGUUAAGGGAAUCAGUUUAAAAAACUGCCAACUAACUCCAGGCUAAUUAUUUUUCACAAAUGAAUUGUCAUCAAAAACGUUGCCUCUUAGUUGCUGCACAGUAUAACCCAAAAGAAACAUUUGCAGUCUUACACAAUUAAAAGCAGCGAGCACCUCCAACAGAUACACAUUAGGUGCAGGGAAGUAUUUUGUUAUGACUGAUUAUCAACAGAUCGUCUGAAUUCUGUAUACAGAAAGGUGCCACACUCCUUACAAGGAUGACAAGGCUUCUGUUUGUUGUCCACCGAGGUGCCACUUGCCGUCAAGUUUGACUCCUUCUCCCGGUCAAGUUACAGGAUUAGUUUCUGUCAGCCGCAACAUUAAAAAAAAAAAAAAAGCUGCAGAGUUUAUUUUAUUGCAUUUUUGCACCUUGCACAAAACCCCGGAAUAGCACAAAUUUCUACCCAUACAUCUUAAACUUUGUCAUAAAGUAUUUCAUCUUGCAUUUUGCUCAGAUGGGCAGAUCCUCAUAUCACAGAAAAUGUAGCUGUUUGUUAUGGUGGUUAGAAAGUGAUCUAGGUUGUAUUAACAGGUAAACAUUGAAGGCUGAAUAACAAUAAAAACUCUCCUGACUCCACCAGAAAAUUAAGCUUAUGUGUAAUAUGAGGCUGUGCAUAAUUUGACAAGAAAAGGCUCAUUUUAGUGCUUGUGGCUGCUGACAGGAAAUUUUCUGUUAACACAGGGGACCCGGGAUCUUUUGAAAAGAUCCCUUUGCCAGCACAUGUUACUGAAUUAACUGUAAAAGUAAUUUCAUGUGCAAGACACCUGGUGUGCGGUGCAUAUUUCAUUAACAACUUUUAAACAGGAGACUGUCUCUUAGCAAAAACAAGAAAGAUUUCAUUAACGUACGCGGUGUUCAUGACAUAAUACAACAAGGCCAGCCUGGCGUAAAUGCUAAUUGCUUCCUUUGAUGGGAUGUAGCGUCCCUCUUCUUUCUGUGUCUUUGUCUCUUUGAGCUGAAGGGGAUUGGUGUGUUAUCAUGAGUCACAGCAACACAAACCCAUUCUCCCUGGCUCUCUGUAUACCGACAGCCACAAUUCAGCCCAGAUGUGUUUGCUUUGUUUGUGUACCUCUGUCAUUGAAGCUGCCCUUACUUAGUUCAAAAGCAAUCGUUCAACUAGGAAAUGAAUGCAACGCCCUUUAGGUAGUCCGCAGCUUGUUAAUGAGGGAAACGCCUGCACCUUUCUUUACACAUUUACACUCCAACUUAGUCACACGGGUGAAAAGUACUGUAAGAUAUGAUAAUUCAUUACGCUUUUGAAUUCAGCUUCAAAGAAUACCUUCUAUUAGAAAUGAUAGUUAUUAAUAUAUCUUGCAGCUAAACACACAAAGACGUACACAUUUGUGGGUGCAGUAGGCUUGUACGCAAAAUAGGUGGAAUAGUCACAGACACUGUGUGCACCACUAAACGUCUCCUGCGUGGGCGAGAAAAGGAAGUCACAUUUAUCUGAGAGGUGGUGUGUGUGUGUGUGUGUGUGUGUGUGUGUGUGUGUGUGUGUGUGUGUGUGUGAAUCAUUCCACUCUCUCACACAUUGGAAUACCAGGUGGAGAAACGAAGAGGAGCAAAAAAAACAAAAAAUCCUACUUAAAUAGAGCCACAUUUAGCAUUAGCGCAGACUGGUUACAUUUGGCCAAGAUGCUCACAUUUCACAGAAUCCCAUUUUGAGCUUUUAACCUGUUCCCCGCUCAGACUACUCACCUUUUUGAGCCCCGGACAAAAGCUGAGAAGCUAAAAAUGGAAACAAUACACAGAUAUUACCGCUAUUGAGCACACUAAAUUACCAGAUCACUGGGAAAUGGUUGUGUUUUCCCUGCAUGAACCCGAUGUCAGUCCAGUUAAAUCUGCUGUGGGUAAUGGGUGGUCUACUCCUCUGUGUUGUCAUUUAAAAUACAGGUUGCAAUUCUGUAUAAAUUAGUGCUAUUGCAAGGGACCUAAAAUAGAAAGAAAGAGUGUCUUUGUUCUCUUCAAAGCAAACCUGCCUUCCUAUAUAUAUUAAUAACUAUAUAUACAGUAUAUAUACGUAGUGAGACUCACUUUGUGUGUUCAGUAUUGAUUAGUUGUGUACUGCUAUGUUCUAUCAGUGUAAUGACUGUAUCCUUGUAUAAUCUGAUGAUGUUCAUUUUGCAUUACGUCUGUCACUGUGAUCUCGUUAGUUGUUUUAACAUUCAAGUCUGGAUAUGUGUGUUUAUUUUUUAAGCCAGGUGGGGUUCAGUUGUUUUGGGGGGUUUUUUGUUUUGUUUUUUUUUGUUUUUUUUAUUGAAAGAGGAUGUAUUUUACAGUCAUCUGGUGAUGAAUAUGGCUAAACGGAGAAUAUAUCUGAACAAACCGUGCAUGGGAAAAAGGGGACACUUUUGAAAUAACUGCAUAAUUGCAUAUGAUACAUUCUAAUGGGCAGUGAGUAUGUAGCCUCCAGUCAUAUUCAGCCAGUAUUUGACUUUGCUAAUAAAGCCAUAAGCAGCGCAGUGCUUUAUCACAUUGGUGACAUGUCAGAUGAUGAAGGGAGAUGCAAGUAGGUGCAUUUUGCAGCAGCAGUGUUGUAACAAAGCGAGAGCUUUUCUGUAUGUACAAAUCUUUUCCUGUUUUUUUAAAAUAAAAAUCAGGAAUGAUCUCCAAGCACACCAACAAAUUCCUGAAAUGUAAUGGGUUCUCAAUGGCUUUAAACAUAGCGGGUGAGUAAAUCUCAGGACUAUGUCAUACAAUGUGAAACUUAGGGAUCACAUUUUAAAGAGUUCAUAUUUGUACUAUCAAUGAGACAAAGUUUGGGUCUCGAGAUCUGUGCAUGUUACAGGCCCUUUGCUAUUUACCCUAAUGGUACAUUAGACUCACCAAUUAGGGAAGAGAGUGAUCUCUCGCUGCCCAGCACACAUCUCCACUCAUCUAGCUAUGAAGUAGCAGUUAAGGGAACAUUCAUGAUUUGCUGAGGCUAAAAGCUUGGUGCUUUAAAAGAGUGCUGCUAGUCUCCAAAGGACAUGAAGGAAGCUUUUAACAGCAUACAAAGCACUAAGUUUAUUGACCACUGCUUCAAAGAUGAUACGAUUGGUCACUGCCCUAAGAAAUGAAAGGUCUCGCAGCUAAAGUUGAAUGGCUUUGCAUGGUAUGCUUAGGAGCUUCUCUGACUUCAUAAGAAUAAACCAGUAGGCGUUAAAGACAAAAAAUACUGAUAUAUCUUUUGACUUAAUAAAAGAUUCAAAUUUA
This is a messenger RNA of Pelmatolapia mariae (spotted tilapia), 6167 nucleotides long. RefSeq names its product adhesion molecule with Ig-like domain 1 (gene amigo1). The coding region runs from base 621 to 2165 and encodes 514 amino acids. Gene Ontology annotation, biological process: brain development. Gene Ontology annotation, molecular function: protein binding. The record is from RefSeq and is a predicted model, not a curated record. Gene Ontology annotation, cellular component: membrane. The transcript is spliced from 2 exons. Lineage: Eukaryota; Metazoa; Chordata; Actinopteri; Cichliformes; Cichlidae.